GUGAGGUAAGAGAAAACGUGCUGCUCGCCAGGGACGUCAUUUGAUCCGAGCUGGUCUUGGCCGCCGACGGGUCGCAAUCGUCUUUUCUUCUUCCACUUCUUCGCCACCGUCAAACGUUGUUGACUCGAGGUCGUCAUCGUGAACACAAUCUUUUUUUCCUUCCACCUCUUCUUCAGCCGUCGCAUCCCCCUUCACCCUUUUACGCUUCCUCCACGAUCGCACUCCCACCACCGCCACUGCACCUCUUCAACCUCAACGCACCCAACCCACCAUGGGCGGAGCCAGAAACAUCUCCCACGGCCGCGGCGGCGCAGGCAACAUCUUCUCCACCAACGACAAAUCCCACACCACUCCUAAAGACCUCGUCACCCCGACCAUCAAACAAGACAUCUUCACCACCGGUCGCGGCGGCUCCGGAAACAUGAUGCACAAUGACCCGCAACACCCAGAACUGGCCCGAGAAUCCCAGGACGUGGACUCACCCCCGCUGCGCGUCGAAGAAGCGCCCCAUUUCACAGGGCGAGGCGGCGCCGCAAACGCAUACAUCCCCACCAUCGAAGAAGAGAAACGCGUGCGCGAACAGGAAGAGGCGAACCUGCGACGGGUGCGCACGCAAUCGAAGGAUCGGAGGAAGGAUGGGAAUGGGGAGGGUGAGGGCGAGGCUGCGGAUGAAACCGCCAGUCGUGGUGCUGCGACUGCUGGUGGAGGCGGCGGCGGCGGCGGCGAGGAGAGAAACCCGACCAGUUGACUAGCACACGUUUGGAGUUGAGGAUAAGUCGGGUCGACCUGUCGGUAUUUCCUGUCUGUCUGUCAGUUGACUCGCCGACGGGUUGUAUUGCUGGGUUAGGGAGGUAUCUUCGUGGCAGGCCGAGUUUUAACUCUCCCCUGACACUAUGGAUCACCCAUAUACCUACCUACCUACACCUCGAUACCGACCUUGGACUCUUCUCCAAACAUGUGUUGUUCACUUUCAUCCUCGCGAGAGGAUCAUCUUUUUGGCUGGCGGGUCGGGUGCUCCCCCCCCCCCCCU
This is a messenger RNA of Aspergillus heteromorphus CBS 117.55, 1030 nucleotides long. Its product is annotated as DUF3602 domain-containing protein. The record is from RefSeq and is a predicted model, not a curated record. The transcript has 3 exons. The coding region runs from base 272 to 748 and encodes 158 amino acids. Lineage: Eukaryota; Fungi; Ascomycota; Eurotiomycetes; Eurotiales; Aspergillaceae.